UUGGAAUAUUUGCAGAAAUACAUAAAUACAUAAAUCUCGACUUUUGUAACGUACAAGGUUGGUCGACUUGCAUCUUUUUGAAACAUGUUUCAUGCCUUAUGGAUCCUGAGGUUGGUCGUGUGAUCUAUUGGAACGCGGAUUUGAUUUGCAUUACUUUAAAUUUAAAUCGUAAUUAUGUCUUCAGGCAAGAAAGGGAAAAAGAAGAAGUGCAAAACGGUCGAUUUAAUGUCAUUCCUGGCUGAUGGGGGUGGAACACCCACUGUGCCAGUUAAACCAUUGACUAGCUGGAUUGAUGAAAUGGAAGAAGAACAUGAAGGUUUUUCAUCAAGAAGUAGUAAAGAACCAGUGAUUCUACCCACUGCUCCGAGAGCUGCAAGAGGACCCCGGGUUGCAGAUGAAGAUAUUCCUUCUAAUCCACCAUAUGUAGCAUAUCUUUCUAAUCUUCCUUACGAAGUGGACGAAGUAUAUCUAACAGAAUUUUUUUCAAACAUGAAGAUUUCUAAUAUACGUUUACCAAAAGAUUCUAAUAAACUUAAAGGGUAUGGAUACGUUGAAUUUGAAGAUCGUCAAAGUUUAAUUGAUGCUCUUUGUUUAUCUAAUACACCUAUGAAAACAAGAAGAGUACGAAUUGAUAUUUCAAAUAGUGUUAAUGAUGAUCGUCGUGGAGGUCGAAUGGGCCGAGAUAAUCGUAGAGAUAAUGAUUAUGAUUCUGAGCGUAUGUCUGGAGAUUGGAGGAGUGGUCCAAGAGAUGAAAAUCUAACAUCAGAUGGAGAUUCAUAUCGGAAUCGAUAUGAUAACAGAGAUCGAAGAGAUGACCGUGAAAGUGCUGACUAUGAUAAUAAACCAGGUGCAUGGCGUGAAAGUAGUGACAGAGCGAGACCAACGUUCAGAGACAGAGGCGGUUUCAAAGACGACGAAAAAGAUAGAGAAUGGUCUCGCUAUGACAGAGGUAGCAGAGAUCGAGAGGGAGACAGAGGAAGUAGUUUUGGUCCGCGACGUAAUUAUGGUGAUUCUGAUUGGGAUCGCGAUGGCCUACCUGAAUUAAGGACUAGGCCGAAAUUACAGCUACAACCUCGUACUAAACCAAUUGAUCCUAUUGUUGUGAAAGAAGAGCAGCAAUCUGCAGCUCCACCUGCUGCUACACCCGCUUCUUCGACAAAUAUAUUUGGUGCUGCAAAACCUGUAGAUACCACUGCUAGGGAAAGGGAAAUAGAGGAACGGCUUGCGAAAUCAUACGCCGAGUCAAAAUCCAAAGAAGAUGGGAGGGUCGGGAAGAAAGAGAAAGGGGUCGACAAACGUGGCGAUCGGAAGAUGAUAGAGGCCGACGAAACGAAAGAUCAGCACCACGAAGUCAACCUGCUUAUCCUGAAUUUUGUAGCUUCCAACAAGUAUUCCAUGUUACCUGAUGAUGUGGAUCCCGACAAUAUCGAUGAUUAGUCCUAAUCAUUAUACAUCACCAAUUAAAUUGUGCCACAUGCAUCAUAAUUGGUCUAUAUAUUCAUAUUAUUAAUUUGUUUUAUCUCUAUUAAAUACUUAUCGAAUUGAUUCAUAAAUCAAACUCUAAGCUCUUGGUAUUACUUUACAAGAAUUAUUGUUAAUUUAUAUUUAAUCUAUUUUAUUACUCGUAAUAUAAUUACCUAUCUACAUAUGUAUUUACUUUAUAUUUCGAUAUGAAUGUUCAAUCGAUCAUUAAAUCGAUGUUAAAAUUCGGAUAACUUUAAAGAAUUACACUGAUUUUUUAAAUAUUUAAUUCUGAAGAUAAUUACAUCUAUAAGACUUAGGAAUUGGGACUUUAUACGUCAUAUUUUAUCCACUGUACAGUUAUUGUACAAUAUGUAACUCAUUUACAUGUAAAAUAAUGCCAAUUUAGGAGGAAAACAAUUAAAAUAAUAAGUGUAAUGGGAAUUUGAGUGAUGUAUUAUAUUCUAUUGCUUGGAAUUCAAUAUUUCACAAAAUCGUUGAUUAUAAAAAGGAGUAAUUGCAACAUAAUUGAACAUCGAAAGAUUGAUACCAUAAAAUAAGCACGAUAAAGUCUAAGCCAUAACAUAGCAUAGAAGUCACUAUAUUAAUAGUCAUCGUAUCAUGACAAUAUAAGGAAGCAUAUAUGACUGAACAAUAAGAAUUUUGUUACAAUCAUUUUAUUAUAAUAAUGUUUCUAAAUAAUUAUGCUCUAAACAUAUUUAUAUAUAUAUUAAAAAUUAUCUAUUUACAAUCUUUUUUUGAAAUAUGUACAUACUGACUUAAUUUCCAUUUACUGCUGAGUAGUUUGUGCUAAUUGGCGUAACUGUUUCAAUACAGUCUCUAAAAGUUUUUUCUUAUCCCGUUCGCUUUUCUUUAAUACAGAAAAUACUGUUUUUUUGUCAGAUUCUUUUAAUCUGCAAGUAUAAUAUGUUUAAAAUGUAAAUAUUAAUAAGGUAGGACAGUAUUACAUGAAAUGAAAAAGCAUGGUACAUACUUCUCUAACAAAAGUACAGCCAUGUUUGGAGUCACAAGAUGAUAUUUACUUGAUUCAUGACCAUAGUCAUGAAAAUAAGUAGGCCAGUCCCAACUCAUAAAUAAGUCUAGUAAUUGUCUUAAUUGUGCAAAAUGUUGAAGUAAGGUACCUUCGGGUAAACCAGAAACAGGUUCCGAGGCAGCAAAUUCUAAAAAUUAAAAGAUUUUUUUCUAAUUUAUGUUUGAAUCAAUUCAAUAUCGCUACAAAAUAUUUUGUAACCAUAUAUUGUACAUCUUAUUUAAGAAUAAAAAACGGAAACACAUAC
Messenger RNA from Heterotrigona itama, 2759 nucleotides. The record is from the annotation of a GenBank genome assembly. NCBI's taxonomy places the organism in Eukaryota, Metazoa, Arthropoda, Insecta, Hymenoptera, Apidae.